Cyclospora cayetanensis is the source of this 20490-nucleotide messenger RNA. RefSeq lists its product as uncharacterized. Lineage: Eukaryota; Apicomplexa; Conoidasida; Eucoccidiorida; Eimeriidae. The record is from RefSeq and is a predicted model, not a curated record. The transcript has 52 exons.
AUGGCUGGCGGUUCGCCUUUCAAGGGAAGGGAGGCACCUAGAGGCCUUUUGUGCCGUGAAUUUGCAGUUGGACUGGGUUCCGUGUCGUCUCUGAUGGAGAUUGUAGAGGAGAGAAAGAGAGCGUGGGCUCUUGAAGUCGCGAAGAGGGCGAGGAGGGCUUCUGCUAUAUACUGCGGCAGCGCUGUAUUCGGGAAAUUGCAAGCGGACGGCAGUUACUCUAUCAGUCCAGAGGAGGCCCCAAAUUGCAGGAGCCUGUGUCGUGCCCUGCUGCACAAGCACGGCCCUGCAUGCGACGACUCCGCCGAUCCUUAUUCGUGUCUUUUGGGCUACCGAUCUGACCGAUGGUUCCCAGAAGAAUAUAAGGAGCACUGUUUCUAUAGCAAGCCCUCUUUGCAGCAGCCAGACUUCGAAAGGAGCGUUGCUAGCGAGGAUUGCAUGCGCAAAGGCAUGGAGGCCUGGCUGGCCCUUACCCGGCGGGGCGGCGACUCUUGGGAAGCGUUUCUUAGCGAAGUGCCCCCCUCCUGCACCUUUACGAGAGCGAGGCCAGACCGUCGCCAGGUGUCGGGGAGUGCAGCGGAAGACGCGGGGCCUCUAAUGGAGUCUGCAAUCGUGCCAGGGGACUAUUGGAACGCGCUGGAAGACGGAGAGAGAGCAGACUGGCUGGUAACCACCACCUUUGUUGCGCCCACAGAAGUGACUGCGCUGGAGCCGCUGCAGGAGGCCUUAACAGGACGGCGGGAGGGCAAGGCGAUUUGCCUUUUUCGAGUGGCAGACGUUGAGCGCGUUCGUUUUGGGAUGAUUCCAGGAGACAACUGCAGAGGCUUUAUUGGGGUGUUAUACGUGGCUGCCUUGGAGGCCGAUCCUGCUCCUGGUUUUGACGCUGCUUCGCGAGGGUUCGACCUCUGCGUUGCGAGACGCGUCUUCCAGCGCAAGGUGAUGCUUGAUGGCUCAUCCGUGGAGGCGCUCCAGCUGCGGACUCGUGUAACUGUCGGAUCUCCUUGCGGCGUCGAAUCGGGGAUGGACAAGGGCUUCUGGGAGGUGGCCUUUUAUGCAUUGCGGUACCCCCAGGCAAGGGGUGUAGAGGGGCAGCCUCCUGGGGGAGAAUGCCCUUGGAAGGGAUCGAUUCAGCUGAGCAACAAGUGUUUCUUGAGGCUCAAAACAGAGAGGGAUAUGCACCAGUGGGACUUCUUUUCCGCCAAUGCCGUUUGCAGGGCCUUUACAGUAGGUACCGGUUUUACGUCAGAGGAUGCGAGUCUAGCCCACAUUGAAAAUUCCAUGGAAAUGAAGCUCGUCGGAGAAAUGGCAGCGGCGAAAGGGGAGGAGGGAUCGUGGAUCGGUCUGUUUCAGGCUAGCCAGCUGCCUCUGGUAGUUCCUGGAAGGAGCUCCGCCUUCAGACGCAAGGAGGCGGAGUGCCCAAUGGAAGCGCCGCAGUCUGCGGACGGCACGGGGUCUCUUUACAGCCAAAUUCGCGCCGCAUGUCCAGCAGCAGCGAUGUGGCCUCAAUGGCGACCUGUGUCUGACGGCUUAACUGCACAAAGGUGGGAUCCCCUCUUCUGCGAUGGCCAACCCCAAGCUCUGGACGGCGCGAAAUUCGCAGAUUGCGCGGUGAUUAGCUUCCAGAAGCAGGGGGCCCCCCCCUGCCUAAAGGCCCGGAGCUGCGACGCCCCCCUUUCGGCAAUCUGCUCUGUAAAACUGAGGACAGGCCCUCAAGUUCUCGCAAAGGGCAGCCGUGGAAGCGGCGAGCUGCCCGUCGUGAGUUGCAGCACAAAGAACAACGCAGCAUGCUGGAUAAGUCUGGCUCUGCCCGCUGUGGACUGGUGGACAGACAGCCUCGCGCUGGGAACUCCCAAGGGGCGGCAUUCCUUCCCCUUUGGUCACUUAGCCCUCAUGGCCUUCUGCGGAUCGGGGUCUCUUCUGGCAGGCCCUUGGACGCCUUCUCAGCGCCUCAAUUUGGCGAAAGACAAGGCUUUUAGGGAGCUCGAUGCGGGAUCCUACGAGCUUUGCUACUGCCCCUUAGUGCGGGGCGGAGAGGCAGCGGCCACAUGCACCGAGGGAAGGGAGUUCGUGCAUCUGCGGGCUCUGCUAAAUCUCCUAAGCGACGAGAAAGGCGAGACAUGGCCUCGCGUUCAGAUCCUGCCCGAGGUUCCUUUGAAGGCGCUUCCAGGGAAUUCGAACGCAGGCACUUCGCUGAUCCUAAGGCCGGAAGCGAACGAGAUCUCGCCAGGCGUAGUUUUCUGCACUGUCGGAAAGGCAGCGAGGCGGAGGACAGACGACACGUGCCGCUUCACCCUCGAGAGUCCAGACGCCGAAGAGAAGCUCGUGACUCUCUCGAUUGUACCGGUUGGCGCAAACGAUGCCCCCUACGAGCCGGCAGCGCUGUGCUCUCGGCCUGGUGCAACUAUGACGGUGAAUGUCAAAGGAAUUACGACAGUCGAUGUUAGGCCUUUUCUUCCCUUCAGCCACAAACACGCGAUCUGUGCGCAGGGGUCUCUCAUUGGAACCCUCAUUACUUCAGGGUGUGCGUCAGGCACACUCACCCCGUGCUUGGAGGGCCUAAAGCUCAAGUUUCCGCAUGACACAAUCAACCAGGCCGUCUUUGAGGUGUCCGUCUCUGGCUAUUUUUCCUACACCGUGGGCAGCGCCGUCUUGUUACUCGUUGAAGCUGUCUAUGAAGAUGACAAGUACUGCUCUUCACACUUAAUCUACGAUCAGUCCGCUUACAAGGAGUACAUGGGGGUAUUUGACAGCUUGAAUCUACUCUUGCUUUUCACCGUUCCGGCCCCCACAGUACGCACAAAGCUCUGCCUCCUCAACCCUAACUCAUAUUACCACGUCGAAGUCGUGAGUCUGGGCCAGCUGCCGAUGCCAUCCAAGCCAAUGAAAAUAACUGCGAGAGAAGCCCGGUGCUCGCUCUCCCCAAAAGGCGACUGCUUAUUCAACCUUUCUCCCGAUGGCGCAACAAUCAGUCAACCCUGGGCCGCAUUCUUUCCCAACACGAUCGCUGUGAAGCUCCUGCAAGGAACGCAGCAGUGCCCUUUCGACCCAGCCGAUCCUGAGUAUUCAACCUUUGAAGGAGACCCCUCAGACAUUGUAGCAGUGCUGGAGGCUGAUGCUAUGGAUAUGACCAUGACAUUUGCAAGCACCACUAUUUUAGAGUUUCAGCUGGCCGAACAGCUGAAGCCGUGGCUGGCAGACAGGGGCAUCGCAACGAUAUGCAUGACUCAGGAGGGGAUGGAAGAUUCAACUACCUCCUGCUGGGAGAACGAAACGUGCACGAUGCAGCUUGGCUACAUGCGUUGGGUUGGCCCGACCGAAUCGUACGACAAAGCGUUUGUCUGCAAGGAGGAAGAAGAAUGCAUAGUUGACGUAGAAGGGAAGCACAUGGAUUUUCUGAGCAUGCACUUUAGCCGCCUUGCUGCCCUAGAAACCUGCGGGGAACUUAGGGGGAUAGGCACGCUGUCUGUCUUCGGCACAUAUCAGAGCGUAGAUCUGUCAGCUCCCUCGGACGACUAUAGUUGGCUGCAGGUGGCUUCCCACUCUUCGCCGCUGGCUCCUGUUUCUUCUGCCUCUACCGCAAUGGAAGUCGUGCCGCAGAGCGUAGCAGGAGGCACAGAGGGGGCACAGGCGGUGAAGAUUGAGGCAGAAGUAGGGCUAGAUCGCGCUGACCUCACCGGUUCAACGAAGGUUUAUCUGAAAAACGCUCCAACAACGGAUACGGCCCUAGUUGACACAUGCGACUAUACGACGGAUGCAGCAGGAGAUCUUAUUACCGCCAUUAGCGCGAUGUCUGCAGUAUCGAGCACGAGCGAGAACGUGAACUUGGCCACAGCGGUGUUGGCGAAUCCACAGGUUCCCUCCUCUGUCUGCUUGGUGCAGUUCAUGAUGCCCACCAGUUUUUCCAAUGACAUCCCUUACGCCACGGAUUGCACAGCAAAGGGGGCACUUACGAAUGUCUCGGCUUUGGACUGGAAGGGGAAUCCGUGGCCGUUGGUGAGUUGGUGUGGCUCCCUUCCUGCAGCGUGCGGAGAUUGCCCCUCCCCUCCCGCUAAAAUGACAGUUCUCGCAGCGCCCUUCGAUUCUUGUCCUUCGAACCCCAGGGAAUUACUGAACGUGGUGUCUGCAACGGAAAGGCUGACCUCCGAGCAGAUACUGAGCGAGUUCACAAGGAACACCGUGAGUGUGACCUUGGAGAGGCUUUCGCCGCUGCUAGCUCUGAGGGGGAGGGCAACCCUCUGCGUGCUUGACGACAAUUGCCAAGAUCCCAACACCGGGGAGUGUGUUGCUAGCCUGGGCAAGGCUCGCUGGAUAGGACCGACUGUCAUCACGCACGUCGACACGCUUUGUACGGAGGUGAAGGGGGGCCGUUGCAAAGUAUCCAUCACAGGAUUCAACAUGAAGAGCGUAGACUAUUCGAGACCGAGGCUCGCUGUGACAAGUGCCUGCGGAGUAAGCCUCUCCCCUCAAAUUCUGCACACCACAGAAACAGAGACACAAAAGCAGAACGAACGGGAGAAAAGUGCAAUCAGCCUCUUAUCGUUGUUUGUUGUGCACGUGUGUCGCUCAUGGUUUUUGAUGGUAGGGAGUGCUGAUUCUGCGUAUUUGUGUUGCCUGCUGUUCGAUCAGGACGGAACUACUGAAUUGUUCACAGAAGCGGAUGAGGUAGACGUAGAAGACGACGUUGCAGUUUUUUCUGUUCCAGUUCUUGCAGGGUGGGGUCUUCACCUGUGCUGGAAUCCUGUGGUCAUGGUGCUGACUCCUGGCUUUGAUAGUGGUGGCUUUACUCUGCAAUCGGAGUAUACUUUCGACAUUGGAAGUUUUUCUGUGUUGCCGCUUCCCAUCGUAACAGGUACAGCGCGAGAUUUUUUCAAGCCGUACCCUGUUCUCGAGUCUUUGACCCGCUUACGUGUGCAGUCUGGUGCUGUCUACGAUUAUCUGCGCGCAGGCCGUUCUGUAUCAAGCAAAACAGUAACGACGGCUGUGGUGGAAGUCGAGCUCAACGCGCUUCUUGAUCCAACUUCCGUGGCGGCUUUCGGAGGGCCUCUGCCAUCUCAAGGGCUUUGGAACGGCAUGAGCAGGGAGCCUUACAGUCCUGGCUCUACGUGCAGCAUUUCCAGCUCCACAGUGUACAGCUUUCGUGCCACAAGCGUGUCGAUUGAGACUGUCAACGUACGCAGCCGGGAAGAUGGUUCUUUUCAAGAGACGGGCAAGGAGUCAGCGGAAGCCGCUGUGACGCAGAUAUCUUUUGAGUUCGAUGCAGAGGAAGUCUCAUACACAUACUGCUGGCAUACAGCCGUCUUUGACGCCAAUCACCAGAUCGUGAGGGAAUCUUGGACGCCGCUAGUCAACAUAGCAGGGCCUUCGGACGCGCAGCUUGGAGGUGUUUACGCAACUGCUGCGUUGUCUCUAGGAUUUGUUCCGUGCAUGUCUGGCACAUCAGAUCCGGAUGCCUGCAUCUUCAGUGUAGUGGCCACGGCGCCUUCAGAGCCCGAUCUGUACCCUAACGGGGAGCGGUGGAUUCUUCCUUCGAGAGCCACCGUCGUGGUGAUACCUGGGGAGGCGGACUGCAGCAAUACGGCCAUAUCUGUGUUUGAGACUGCGCCACUGAUCAACGCCGAGACUGUAGACCCCUCAAAGCCCAUGCGUCUGCUAGAGCCGCAUACGGUUAACGACUGCUUGUACUACAAUCUUGGUGCAGGCCGAGCCUGGCUGUCAGAAAACGGGAAAGGCACCAUCUGCUGGCAUAGCGAUGUCACGGCUAGCCGAACACCCGUCAAAAUCGCACAGGCCCUCUGGGGCAAAAACUUUUCCUUCAUGGAUCACUCGGUGACUCGACUUGCUGUUCUGGAGAGCUGCGGCACGGCGAAAGGGCUUGGUGUCGCGCAACUACGGACUGUUAAAUCGGAACACGCAAGUUUUCUCAUGAUCCGAGAGACUCCUUCCUACGAGCUGGUUACAGAGGACGACCUUGAGCCUGUGCACUUCUGGACACUCUCCGAGAAAAUCUUUCGAACACGCUGCAAGCACGGAACAACCCCAGAGUUCGUAGAGGCUACAUGGGAAGAUCCACAUGGUAUCUGCAAAGGUGUUGAUGUUGCCGAUCUCUUGAACAAACACUGCAGCGGCAGGCAGCAGUGCACCUUUAUUCCAACGGGCAGAUCUCCCCGAAGCCACGCAACCACGGACUCCCCUUCUCUGUAUCUGGUAGUUCCCAACAACUGUUUGGACGGAAACGAGCAAAAGCUGCGAGGCACAUACCGCUGCCUCGGACGCGCUACUGCACCUAUCAUGCUUCAACUGCUUGGCAAAACUGCCGCUCCAAAAGACGAUUCGUCAACUAAAAAGGAAGUAGGGGCCGACCAAAGUCUUGCCGAUCCAGCGUCCUCUGCUGGCUCAGGGGUCUCUUCUGACAAGACUAACGGCACAGGUGCCUCUGACUCUGCGAAUGCUGCGAACUCUAUGGAUGCUUCGAACUCUAUGGAUGCCGCGGAUGCUUCGAACUCUGCAAAUGCUUCUGACGCUGCGGAUUCUAUGGAUGCUUCGAACUCUGCAAAUGCUCCUGACGCUGCGGAUUCUAUGGGUGCUGCGAACUCUGCAAAUGCUUCUGACGCUGCGGAUUCUAUGGAUGCUUCGAACUCUGCAAAUGCUUCUGACGCUGCGGAUUCUAUGGAUGCUACGGACGCGUCUAGCAGCAAGCAUCAGCCACAGGAUGAAACGAUAUCCUUUUGGGUAUUUCGCGGGAAGCCGGGUAUCUACGAAAUAUGCUGGAAUUCAGAUAUUACACCUAACGCAGAUGCGUCAGCGUACUCCGAGUACUUGGGAAAGUUCGAAAUGAUGCCCAUCCUCUCUGUCACAGAUGAGGCUGUGGUGUGCGUAUCCGAUGAUUUAAGCACCUGCACUUUAGAAAUCACGAUCGAGGUCGAGGCCAUUGAGGUGACAGAUGGUUCUGUGGUACUUAUUUUAGCCGCGCAGGACGGAACGGCUGAGUGUGCACCUGUGACUCCAGCGGAUCUGGAGGUACUUGCCAUAAUGCCUCAUCGGUCUUCAUGGGAUGCAGCACAUGAGAUAUCCGAAUUGACAUACUCAACACCGCUGUCCAAGGCCAGCCGCAAGCUGUGUCUCGUCACCUUUGACAAUGCAACAUCCACCAUCGGCACUGCGCAGUACGCGGGGAAUAUACCUGGUUACUCUGCACCCAAGGAGCACGCUACACACGAGGAUGUUUGCACAGCAGAUCCUACACGGCCUUGUUCGGUCACUCUGGAGCCCUCUCCUGUCUCAAGCUUCUUUGAUCUCGACAAUCGCAUCCCCCAGGAAGGGGAAACGACCCCAUCCUUUGAUGCAUUUCCAGAUUUGCGGGCCUACCUGCCUGCUGAAUCGCGUCUCUACGUGCUGGAAGGAGACGUCUUGUGCCCUGCAAGUGCUUCUGAUAAGCUUUACACGACUGCUACUGAGGACCCCGCCAGUGGCAUUGCUGCACUCCCGCAGGCAUUCGCGGAAAUCGGUUCUUUAGUGUACCAACUGACGGACGCGCAGCAGAGGUGGCUUAUGGAAACACUUGUAGCCACGCUUUGCUGGACAGCUCCUGACUGCACAGAAGACUCCCAAAUGCCCACCUCUAGGCCUUGCACAAAGAAGGUUGGAGUGCUGACAUGGGCAGGGCCCCUCGUCAAGGAGCCUUUGGCCACUAUCACCUGCCGAUUGGAGAUGCCCUGCACAUUUGUAGUACAGGGUAUCAACUUGGCGUUGAUGGAUCACCAAAAGAGCAGAGUUGCCUUCCUCAAGCAGUGCGGAGGUUCUGAAGGUCCUGGAAUCGCUUCUGUGAAAGAAUAUCCGGAAAAUUAUUCCCCCGCUCUCUUCAAAGAAGCCGCAGGUGCCUUCCUGGCCGUAAAUUCACGUGUCACGCGACACUGGAGGGAUAUUUCGAUGCAUCGGCAUUCUCGCUUGACAAAGCUGCGACAUAUGCAUGGAGACCCCUUUGCUCUGCUGCAGGGAAUCCCUGAGAAUGCGCAUGUUCUAACAGACUCGCUCACUGUUGAGGCAUCACAGCCCGUCGACGAUACCGUGUCCAUCUGCUGGAAUCCUUUGACAGUGCCUACUGAUAAUUUAAGCGACUUCACAAUGACCAUAGGAAAGGCCAUUGGUUACACCAUCACGAAUAUUGCUGCCUUUUGCACCUCCGGAUCCUUGUGUGGCAUUCAAGUGGAAACGCGUGGAGCGGCUCUUGAAGGAAAGCAGCUCAAGCUGAGAGCUGUUUGGGGUUCAUGCAGUUCUGUUUUUGACAGCCCAGCUGAACUGCCUGAUGGAGGGAUGUUUGCGUACGUCGAGGGCCAGACGUAUGCGUUUACCUCUCCCGUAGCAGCCCGGUCCGACUCUCUACAUGUCUAUGAGUUGUGCUGGUGUGAUGAGCGCUUCUCUCCGGAUUGUGGCAACAUGGACUACGGGCUGACUGUUGGAUCCCUUUCGGUUCAGACGAUGGAUCGGGAGAAUGUUGCGUGUCUCAAGGACGACAGCGCUACCUGCGUGGUUUCUAUCCCCGAUACGCUGCGAGAUAAAUCUUACGUAUACGUGUCUGAGUACAGAGAAAGCAGCCCAUACACCUGCGUCACACCCCUCUCUGUGGUAUCGGCAGAUGGCACAAAGGUUCAAGGCACCGAUGUGGAGGUAAGUAUUCCAUACAGUGCUCUGGAGUCUGCGGGACUGAUCGACAAACCCGUGGCGAUCUGCUGGACUGGAAAGGAAAGCCCUUCUGGCAAAGCUUCCGUGCCUGUGUGGGAAGCUUCUUACCUCGGAAACAUCAUCUUUGUAGACGCAAGGGCGGAUACCAACAUGCUAUACGCUGGAGUUCCCCCUCAAAUCUCUAUCUUGGCAACCGGACUCAUAGGAACGCAGGCUUCCCUCGCUGGGCUACCCCUCUCCCUGAAGCAGGUGUAUCUUAAGGACAAGUCCAAGUGCUCUGCUACCUCGAGAACGACAAUCUCCGUGCCGCUUCCUCUAGAGAGGCUAUCUGCUGCCAAAGAGACGCCAGGCUAUGAGAUAUCCUUUGCGGCAUCCACGGUCCUCACGCGUAUCCUCUCAAAAAGCACUGCAGGUGUAACGAAGCUCUCACUCUGCUGGUGCAACGCCUCCCAGACGUGUGUAAAGGCCGCAGAAUUCAGCUCAGAACUCGCACAGCUUGUGUAUUUCCGUCCAGCAACUGGCGUCGAGCACCAAUGCACCUAUGACAGUACUUGCCUUAUGAACAUCCUUGAUUUUCCUGGCAUGGGAAAACUUCCCUUCACUGCGCAGUUGCUGAUCCGCACCGACUGCACGGAUCCCACACCAAUUCCUGAACUUCCGGAUGAAGGCACAAUGACGCUCCGAGAACACACAGGGAUUGUUUCUAGCGAAGAGACUGGUGCUUACAGCGGCCUUGAGCCUCACGCCUAUGGCUUUGAGUCUCUAGUCAUUCGGGAGCAGGCUUUGGCAAAAACGCAGCAGCUGCGAAAGAGGAUCUGUUACUGCUCGGACUCCACAGACUGCUCGCCAGAGCGCCUGAUGGAUAUAGGAGAGCUUGUGAUCACCGAUGUGUGGGAUACCGACUUUCGCAUAUCUGUGGUUGCACGCAUUGACGUGCCGCUGACGAUCAAGGCUCCGCUUACUCAAAAAAGCGACCAGCGGCAGCUAGUGGUAGCCCGGGGAGACUUUCUUGAGCCGUGUAACCUGGAAAAUGAUGCAACAAAAUGCAGCAUCAGUCUUCGAGACUUUCCUAAGGAGACUUGGGAGUCUGAACAGCAAGCCAUCCUGCAAAUUUACGACCCAAGCCUCCCCAAGGAUCCUCUUGACUCACGCCCUAUUCCUUUCGUCCGCAUUGCGUCUCUUACGCCUGCAGGCCCCUGGGAGCCAGAUCAAAGUUUUUUCUGUCAGAUAGGGGGCCUAUGCGAAGUGACUGUGGAGGUUCUAAACAGGCGAGCGACAGACAGAAUCGCCCUGUUGCAGCGGUGUGGAGAAGAAUCCCGCAACUCUAUUGGUCUAAGUGCCGCAGGGGAGAAAGUAGAAGGCAGAGCCAUAGCUGCACGCUUCCAAUGGACCGCUCGGCUGAGUCUCUCACCUGCAGAGAUGGAAGCGGGGAUGGAGGUGUGCUGGAAGGCCCUUGAACGUGCGACAGAAGGCACCGACGCCCUCGUAGAUUACUCCGCUAAGUUCGGCACCGUGUCUAUUAGAGGGAUUUUCCCAGGCCAAAACGCGCUGUGUUUCAUCGGAAGCACCUGUACAGUAGACGGUCUUAAGGCGCAGCACCUUGUCAGCGGCAAUCAGGUGCUGCUGCUCAAGGGAGGUUGCGGUUCAGAGGGAACCGAAUUGCCAGUCAUUCCUAAUGGGGGCAUCAUGACAAUCAGCAGCUCUUCGGAAACCAGUGUCACGUUAUCCAUCCCCGAAGUUCUGCCAGUGCUGUCAGCACGGUCCUUGGUGAUGUGCGGUUGCACGGAGGCGACAUGCAGAACGGCAGCAGACUAUGGCUGGAGAAUUGGCGAGCUUUCUCUUAAAGGCCCAGACUCGCAAGCGCCGCACUUGGAAGUUUCUGCAAGAGUAGAUAUUCGGAUGACCUUAAGCGGCGAUUUUGAUGACAAGUUCUUCCUGCAGCUGAAGAAGGGGACGUCCUGCACGACAGGAACGGCUGACGCUACAUGGCCGUCGCAAGGAUUUGCACCGAUCUUUGAGAAUCAGGCUACGUGGAAAGCCUUUGACGAGGGGUUAGGUCCCCUUUCUGUCUGCCUUUGCCACAACAGCGAGGGAGAAGGCCUCUCAGACUCUUCCAGCGGCUCCCAGAUACCCUUGGCGGUGUGCGAGGAUCCAGACAAUUACGUUACCAAAGUCGGCCAGAUUUUCGUGAGCGGUCCGCUCAAGCAACACGAGGCGUUCAGUUGCCGCACUGGUGCUAUCUGCAUCGUUCAGUUUCGUCGAAUCGGCUUGGAUUCGGAUGCGGCAAGAAAAGAAUGGACUUCAACGCAGGUUUAUGCGCAGAAAGAGGACUGCAGCAUUGCAGGCACUGUGCUGCACUCCGGCGGCAUUUACAUCAGCGACACUGAGGUGGGAGAGAAGAUCGCCUCAGAUGAUCCUGCCUACCCCAUUGUCUAUGAAACGCGAGAGUCAGUCUUCUUGUUUCGUCAUCCUGUCGAGCUGGGGGCUGGUAGUUACAGCUUGUGUUGGAAACCUGAAGGCGGCACUGUUGGCAUAACCCUCGGCACGUUCAGCAUUGAAGGCCCUCUAACGGAGCACAAGUUGGUUCCAGUGGUCAUUGGGAAGAAAUUUGAUGUAUCUGUGGCCAUGAACUCGGUACUGAAGGAGGAGGACCUUCAAUAUUAUCGGAUUUGGGCACAUCCGUAUAAGGGAGACGAUGUCUUUGAAGACUUCGAUUGUAAAUCGCAGAUGAAGCUAAUUGCCCCUCCAGAUGCCGCGGACUGCACCUUCAGCAACGGGCCUCCUACUGCCCUGAAGCUUAAAGACACUGGCAGUGUCUUGGUUUGGGAAAACGUUUGUGUCGUUGGAGAUGAGCUAGAACCAGAUGCCACCGCGGGAGAUAAAUACGCAGUCUGCUUCUGUGAUGGACACCUCAUGGGAUGCAGUACGGCGGACCGCUUUCAGACACUCGUGCAGGCAUGGCACCUUACAGGCCCAUUGCCUAUUGUGCGAGAAACGCAGCAACGGUAUCUCGCUGGAACUCGAUUUUCCUUAGAGAUCGAGGGCGUUGGGAUGCAGGGCACCCCAGUUAUCGGCCUUGCACCUGCCUUUAACGUGGUAACCAACACCAGGUACACCUGCCGCAGCUCGGAGAAGGAGGUUUUGGGGAAGUUUUCGGGCACUGUAUCCGCUGAUGGAACGCGCGCCACGUUUACAAACGUCUAUGUGCCGUUUACAGUUACAGCGGGACUCUUGUGUUGGUGCGCCGAUGGCGAGUGUGAAGCGGCAUCGGAUUUCCUUGUGCAGCUGUCUCGCUAUGGCGUUGCAGGGCCCAGCUUCGUGAUUCUGCAAGCGAUUGUCAACAGCUACUUCAACGUACAGCUCGUUGGAAGCACUCUGAACCGCAGUGACGCCAUCACUAUCCGGAAGCCUUCGGAAUCGUGUGGGGCCGCUGGCACCGAGUCCAUGGAUGCGACGCUGAUACUCCCGGAAGAGGGGCGCACUUUGAACAGUCUGGGCACAACAAAGGGCUUCACGAUUUCAGAAAACGCCCUCUCUGGGGAGACAGAAAAGACGUGGACUUCCUGGCUAAUGCGCAUCGGGGGGUCCGUGAGUGGAUCGCUGAAGAUCUGCUACUGCUCCUCGCUGGAAAAUUCAUGCGGAGAACCAGGCAGCGUGUCGGCGCUGGCUGGCUACAUCCAGAUACGGGGGCCUGCUAAAGGCGAUUUAGAGCUCGUUGCAACCGAGGAAUAUGGCGAAUAUCUUAUCGUCCGUGGCACAAAUCUGUCGACGCGGAACCUUUUGCGAUACUUCCAGUACUCCUCCAGCGAGGUGGCCCCGACGGCGGAGGAGGAGGCAACGAUCUGCUCUAACCCGAUAAAUGUAGCAGGGGGGGUUACGACGUACCCCGAGGUAGUGAACGCGUCUGGCACGGAGCAGUAUUUCUCAGUGACUGUCACCGUGGGAAAGCAAUACGUCGCCUGUUGGUCCUUUGGAGAAGACACGACCUCCGUUCCUGACACUAUGACGCGUUCUCGAUCAGCCCCGAUUUUCGCUUCCUCAGAGGCAGAGGACCCCAUAGACAUUCGGCGCAGUCUGCUUCAAGACGACGAGGUGACUGAGGGCAGCAGCGGUGACGCGGCAAGCGGAGAUGUUCUUCUCGAUGCAGAUGACAGUUCCCUGUCAGCCGUGUCCGCUCCGAAUAAGUGGUUCUUCAUCUCCUUGUUCUCGCAGACGGGUUUCCAACAAGGCGUCCACAAUAUCGUGAAGGGACAUGAAGACACGAUAGUCAUCCAUGGGGUCCUCAAUGCCACGGAUACAUACGAGGCAGUGCUUGGCAAGAGCCACGAAAGCAGCGAGUGCAGCGACAUCCUUAAGAACGGAAGCCUGAGGAGUUCGAUCUCCAUUACGACAGCUUCUGUCACUGAGAGCCGCAUGGUUCUGCAGAUGAAAGCCACAAAUCAUCUCGGCUGGCACAAGCUGUGCAUCAAGAAUUCAACGACAUCUGGAAUCUUCGAUGCCGGAACGGUGGAGGUGACCAAGUUCUUUAAAAAGUCGGGCAGGGACAUGUACGACACACGUCGCACAUUCGUCCUCCCUUGCCUCACAAGCGUGAAUAACUCAGCAGGAGAAAAAGUCUGGGAGAGCCCGCAAGUGUGGCUUCCAGACGGCACAGGGCUGUGGAGUGCAACGAUCAUUGGGGGUGUUGGUGGUUCUGAUAAGGAGUAUGCGACGCUUAGAGUCAAACCCUCGCCUAUGGACAACUUCACAGAGUUGCCGCAACUGCGCAACGUGUUGGCGUGCGAUACCACGAAGAAUCAAACGGUGCUGGUAUUGGGGGCUACCCACAUGUUGGUACUGUAUCCGGAGAGCUCACGUUCCCCGGAUAUCAUUUAUCAUGGAGUGCCUUACCCUGCGGACUUGACCAUCGCUAGUGAUCAGGUGUUCAUCACCAGCUUCGACAGCCAUCUGAUUACCUCUUUCAGCCUUAGCGAUCCUCAAAAGGUCAUCUUUUACGAGCCUACCCGUCCAACCCUGCUCUCAGCGGGAGGCAUCCAGGCCGUAGAAAACAUUGACGGCGGCGAGACGUCAAUUUUUGUGGCGGAUACGGUAGGCGGGCUGAUCGGGAGGCUCAAGAUUCUGCCUGAAGAUCUGCAACAAGCCAGCAACGGAAGCACAAUCACAAGGGAAUGGACUGCCAUCUUCGGCGAGCAGAAGUCAGAUUUCCGAAAUACCGAAGGCGUCAACAGACCGUUUUGUGUCGGGGAGUUCGUCACGCCGUAUUCCACGCAGGAGAAUAUGAAUCCCUUGCUGGUUGUUGGAGAGCUCAUAACAGACCGCAUAACAUUUUUGAGUAUGGACGACAACAAGCUGUCCUUUUAUCGCCAGAUUAACCUGGGCGUGUCCAAGUUUAUAACAGGUCUGCGUCUAACAAAUGAGGUCUUGCUGCUUACCUCCAAGCAGUGGUCUGUGGAGCAGGAACUUGGUCGGGCAGAAGUGGCUUACAUUAAGCUCAGCCAGCUGAUCGACAACGUGUACUUCACGUAUCCAGAUUUUAGCAAGAAGCUUCAGGCUGGGCUUCGCUACCGGUUCCUUCCCUUAGUGACAGGUCAGGAUAUCCAGUUCUUCAAGGAGGAUGCAGAAUCAGGAGACCCUCUGCAUUCGAUGGGCUUCACGCUUGACUCAAAGACGGGAGAAAUCGAGGGCAUGCUGACGGCAACUGUGACAUCCCGAGUGGUCAUUGUAGGAGGUGAUCUCUUGGGGUCCUAUACAUGGUCCUUCGAGUUUGAAGCUGGCUGUCAGUCUGGCGAAUACUUCAACGAUUCCUCCAACAAUUGCGAGCCGUGCCCUUUGGGAACCUUCCGUGACGAAGAGACAGAGCUUCAGACCUGUCAAGAACACAAAGCUAACAGCACGACGCUGCAGACAGGAUCUACAAACCUUUCGCAAUGCGCAUGCGUAGAGGGCUACGAAAUAGGGCAGCUAGGGUAUUGUCAGCCGUGUCCAGCAGGGACCUACAAGGCCAUCACAGCCGACGCAAAGUGUACAGGCCGCUGCCCACAACACAUGUACAGCGAUAAGACUGGAGCCGAUAGCCUCGAAUCGCUACGCUGUCAGUGCGAACCUGGGUUUUACUUGGCAGAGUCUGGAUGCCAGAGCUGCGAAGUCGGGACCUAUUGCGCAGGGAACAUGUCUCCUCCCGUGCAGUGUCCUGAGUACCAGACGACUGCGAGCGCUGCCAGCUCAAGCCCGAGUAACUGCGUUUGCACCGUGGGAUAUUACCGCAGCGGGGAGAGAUGCGUGCCUUGCAAUAUUCUCACGUACAAGCCGACUAUAGGCGAUGAUGCCUGCAUGCAGUGCCCCCAGCCGGCAGUCAGCGUUGCUCAAGACCAGAAGAUCCUCUCCUCCUCAUCCCCAGAUACAUCCAUGUUCUCCAUAAAGAAGGGCGCUACCCAGCAGUCCGAAUGCGAAAUCUGCGCCAGCGGAUACUAUUUUGAUUUCGUCUCUAUGGGAGGCUGUGUCCCCUGCAAGAAGGAUUACUAUUGUCCUGGUUUCCAACUGGGCAUGCUUGCCUGUAAGAACCAAUCCGUCACUUCAGGUAUAGGAGCAGAGACGGUAUUCCAGUGCGGGUGAGCUUUGGCUAUCCCCUGUCCGGAGAAUUUCUUCCAGCACAUGGAUGGCGCGGAUUUUGAGUGUUUGCCCUGCCCAGCCAACUCUUUCACGAAGACAGCGAUGUCUUCGAGUAUCACAAGCUGCGUGGCAAAGCCCGGGUAUAGCGCCCUAGAGAAUCUUCAGGCUCUGAGUUCUCAAGGCGACGAAGACACCGGAGAUAUCGAAGACUCUAAGAGCGACACCUUCUUAGAAGCUCUGGAACUCAUUAAGGAGGUUGAAAAGUCGUAUGAAAGCGUGAGUACAGAAGACCUGCAGGAGAUCACCGUUUUCUGCAAGGAGGACACGCAAGCGAUCCAACACUACGAUAUGCCCGAAUUCAUGACCACCCACUAUGCCUCGUCCCUGGCGGAGUGCCAAGAAGCUUGUGUAAAGAACGUUUACUGCACCAGCUUCGCGUUUUCGAAGGAAGACAUGUAUCCUACGCAUACAAACAGCGUUAUGAACUACACCGGCGUCUACGUGUAUGCGUACUGGCCAUGCCAGCUCUUCAUGUUCGGAUCAGCCGCUGCCACGGAUGUCGCAAAGUGGAACGAUAUUUGGGAAGGCACCGAGGUAGAACGAGGCAAGGCCGUUGGAUGCGUUGUUGGACGUGUGGAGGACGAGCUCACGUGGCAGCGCCUCCGGUUUAUUGAGUGUCCUUUGAAUGCAUACUGUCCAGGAGACAAAGCAGCCAAUAUCUAUGAGUGCCAGGAUUACUCCGUCACGCUUAGCACUGGCGCAUACUCGGGGGAACAUUGUCUGUGUGUGCCUGGACACGAGCUUGUGGGACAUGUGUGUGAGCAAUGUAAGUUGGGGUCUUACAAAAAUACAACUGAGAACGUCGCAUGCACGGAGUGCCCGCAGUUCUUUACUACGAGCAUCACAGCCAGCACAAGUGCCUAUGAGUGCACCUGUCAAGCGGGUAUGUACAUGGCACCUGCGGGAUCUGAUGAGGAGUUAGAGAGUGAUGUAAGCAACGCAGCCGACGAGUCACCUAUUUACAGCGGCGAGCUUGACCCCUCCGCGUUGCAGACAGUGGCAACAGCGCGUUCUCUGCGGGAUUUUCACAAGCAUAGGGAGUUGGCGGUAGCUUCAUCUGGAGGAGUUUCCAUGACAGAGGUGCUGCAUCUGCCAUGGCUCGAGCAGGAAGUCCGAGAAGAGCUAGAGAAAGUAGUGGAGUUGGGGGUUUGCAUGCCUUGUCACCAGGGCAUGUUCUGUCCUGGCUUGUGGAAGGAUCCCCCAACCAACUCUACCCACAUGCCACCGCAGAUAUGCAUCGAAGGAUCGAGCGUGCCCCUUUCUACCGUCAAUGCAGACAGCGUUGAAAAGUGCUUAUGCCUCGCAGGCUACGCCUACGGUCGUUCUUCAGACACCGCAGUGACAUCAGAUUCAUACUUCACCUGCAGCAAGUGCCCCCCUGCGACGUAUAAGGAACUGCAGGAAAACUCCCCGUGUUCGGGUCGGUGCAUGAGAGACGCGGAGACGUAUCCAGGGGCAGUGAGCAAGAGCCAGUGCUUCUGCCAAGUGGGAAGAUACGCCAUAGAAGCAGGAGAUGCGGAGGGAUCAUUCAGUUGUGUCGAGUGCGUCAGCGGGGGCGUUUGUACUGGCGGCUUUAAGGAAGAUGUCAUCAAGGCUAUCGAGGACAACCCCGAAUACACCAACAUCUCGAUUGCCGAUCACACAAUCCCGUAUCCGCAAAAGGGAUGGUUUGCCGUAUUCAAGCAUGCCUCAAAUGAAGCGUGGCAACCCGGGCAGCUAUCCGCGUCUGAAGAGACUGGGGAGACCGCUGCUUUUAGCGCUUCCGCAGGAGAACUCUCGACUGCGCCCCUCUCUCUCGUGCAGCAAUCCACGGAUCGCGUGCCUGACAUCCACCCAUGUCCGAUCGAUUAUCGAUGCCACGGCGGUCCUGACAACGAGUGCGCCGAGGGGGGCACGGGAUACCUCUGCAGCAGAUGCGUGCGUGGAUACGAUAUUGCACACCAUGGGGCUGUAUGCACGGAGUGUGAGCCUAUGUGGUUCGGUUUUAUGUAUCUAUUUGUUGUUCGACUGGUAGUGUGCCUGAUUGUAUGGAUCAUUGCGGCCGUCAGCUGUCUGGCCGUGCGGAACCCCUCCUGUAUACAUCCCAUCUUGAUCCGCAUUUGGCUGUCCAACGUAUUUCUAUUCUUCCUAUUCGGCUUCUUUCCGGAAAAUAGCGUCUCUUCCCUCGUUGAGUGGGCCCCCAUCUACCGUGUUGUGUUUGCAUACCCCGUCUUUGUCUUCAUCCGUUAUCCGAAGGUCUUCUGCAUCCUGGAGCAACUCGGCAUGCCGCUGGGCUUUAGAGAGUCCUGGUAUUUGCAAAAGUUCGUGCAAAUACUCGUCCCCGUGCUAGACACGUGCAUCCUUGCACUUCUCUGCGGGGUGGCUCUCCUUCUCUUCAAGCUCUACAAGCGGUCCAAAAUUCAGAGGGUCCAGCUUGUCUUGAACCACGCCAGGCAAGUGCAUGCAGGAGACGUAUGGGCUAUGCGCACCAUCGAAAAUAUCCAGGAUACCCGUUGCUUAGGCCUUUUUCAUUACAUCAGUCCCCCAGAUGCCACGACUUCCCAAAAGAUCGUGCGCUUCUUCGGAGACCUCGUACCUGCCUUCAUGAUCAUCUGGUUCUGGAGUCUGCCCUUCCUCGUCAUCGAGUGCACCCAGCUCAUAGGCUGCGUUUCUACCUCCUACAAGGAUGAACCCGCCUUGACUGUCCUCACGGCUCUGCCUGAGCAAGAAUGUUCGCUCAGCGAGCCUUGGUUCCUUGCAGGCUUCGUCCUAGGGGUACUUGGAAUUCUGGUAUGGGCUGUCGGUAGCAUCAUUGUCUUCUGUGUGUGGAUGCUCUACACCGACAAUGCCGAUAAACUUGAGGCCCGCUUCCGCUACGGCUUCCUCUCUAACGGCUACGAAUUUCAGUACAGAGCGUGGGAAAUGCUGCUCAUGGGUCGGAAGCUGGUUUGCGCGUGUCUCCUCACGCUGCAGCUUCACAUGAGUGCUGCUGGCACGCAGGAAGUAUUCAGGAACUCGGUGAAUCUCCUUAUCGCUACAAUGUGCUUGAUUCUGCAGCUCUUGAUCGAGCCGUACGACCGCCGCAGCCACAACUUGACGAACCGGAUAGAAUUUCUGGGGCUCUUAACCAACGUGGUAAACUGCAUGGCUAUUCAAGGCAGCUAUUCGUUCACGAUCUUCAAGUGGCUAGGGCCUUUGCCGCUCAUCACUUGUGGGCUGUUUCACAUGUGUGUCUUCUGGAGUCUCUUCGUGGAGGCCGGACGGAUGGUGCUAAUGAGGCCCCACUUGGCUCGGCUGCCCUCACCCUGGCGGUAUUUCAACCUAACGGCGCGAUCUCUAGCCCGCCUUUACACCCGCGGCAACGCCAAAGUAUACUACAACUACAUCACGAAGGAAAUGGUGUUGGAAGCUGCGGCGAAGUCCCGCGUGUUUCACAUUCGCAGGAUGAUCCAGAGAAAGAAGAAGCUCACAGACUACAGAAAGAUCAACUACGAAAACAGGACGUACUUCGUGUCCGCCCUAACAGAUUCACUCUCUCGACUCGUCAUUUCGUGGUGUCAGUUCACAAUUCCUGGCGAUUGGUUGGACUUCACCAUUCGCUAUUCUUUCUGCUACUGUUUCUGGAUGCGGCAUCGGGCUUCCAGCCUGAGAGAGCCGUUAGACCUGGAGGAGUUCGAUGCCUUACGGCCUUCCCUCUUCAACGAGUGCUAUGUGGAGAUGGGUGAAGACGACGAUGGCCUCUUGGGCUUAGACACACAAUGCAGCGCAGUGGAAGCGGAGUUUCUUGACAUGAUGGUUGAUGAUGAUGUCUAUGAUGACAGCCCAAUCACCCUUAUGGAACUGUACGUAGCCGUGCAGUCGAUGCGUUAUAUCCCGAAGGGCCAGCUUCGGCGGUUGCAUAUGUGGUAUCGGGAGCGCAUGGCUGCGGCUGCGAGCUCAGACGUGCCUGCGCUACGUAAAGAAAACGAGGAACUGGAAGUUGAAUUGCAGCAGCUGAGUGAUGCCCUCUGCAGCCGCUAUGCGCAGUCGGACGUAGCCCCUGCCUUCAACGUUUUGGACUUCUUCUUUACUGUCGAAAUGAUGCACGAAGCGGAGGCAGAGAACGACCGCAUGAGAAAGGAUAUAGAAAAGGAGAUUCAGAAGAUCCUGAGCGCGAGGGCCGCCCGAUCUGUUGCUGAGCGGGUGUACAUAGAACUGGAGAAGGCAGAAGGACAGGAGUUGGAAGACGUGCUCAGGUCGAUCGAAGCAGCGACACAAGAGGAGGAGAGUCCAAAGGACCGUACCGAGUAUCUGGAACCGGCUCUCGGGAAGGGACAAAAGAAGGUAAAGACUCGAGACAAAGAGGCUGAUCAAACCGUAAAACGGCAUCUUCUCCUGCCUGCAGCGGGCCGUCCAAGCCACAUGAACCUCCCGCGCAAGCGCGUAUUGCGCCCGAGUUUUUCAGGCCUUGAGGAGGACUCCGGAGGCAAGUCGCGUCGUUCAUUAUCGCGUGCGAUGCUGCACAAACCUCAGGGAAGCCGCACCAUUUCACCCGUUGGCUAUGGUGGCACCCAGGAAAAUGGCGGGGGGGACGGCUCUACCCGCCGCCGCAUCAGCGUAGAGCUCGACGAAAUCAGCCGAGAUGGCAAUGGUGUGAAACGGCCCGUGAGGCGCAUCUCCUUAACAGCUGCUUCGUCAAUGACUGCGGACACUGGCCGACCACGCACUGUGCAAACGCACAGCAGCUUCAGCUCAGAGGAUGUCGGCGGAUCCGUUGCUGGAAAACGAACUCUUAAAAGUAGCUCCUUAGUAGCCACACCUUCCGACUCCGCUUCCUCAGGCGAGGAGAGAGCCAGCGGAGCUACCAAAAGGACAGCCAGGAGGCCCUCCUUGCAGCAACCUCACGAAUCCACAAAGGAGAUCGCAGAAGGCAAAACCGCAGAGAGCGAGGCCGCCACCACUCGUAGAACACUGACAGUUGGUAGAGGCACUGCGCGACAGGCAGAUUCCCCAGAGCCAUCUCAACCCCCAUCCAGGCGGACUCUGGGCAUACGGAGAUCUGGGGAAGCUGAACCCAAAGACUCACGGCCUGAGGCAUCGCCCCAAGAAGGCUCUAAGCCUGAACCUAAGCGAGCUAUCGGCUUGCACAAGAGGCCACCAGGGGACAAGCAAGACAAAACUGAAUAA